This is a messenger RNA of Eimeria necatrix, 777 nucleotides long. RefSeq lists its product as hypothetical. The coding region runs from base 1 to 777 and encodes 258 amino acids. The transcript has 3 exons. Gene Ontology annotation, molecular function: ice binding. The record is from RefSeq and is a predicted model, not a curated record. NCBI's taxonomy places the organism in Eukaryota, Apicomplexa, Conoidasida, Eucoccidiorida, Eimeriidae.
AUGCUGCAGCAGGGGGUAAGAGUUGCUGCAGCAGCAGCUGCUGCUGCUGCAGCAGCAGCAGCAGCAGCGAGUGCAGCAGCAGCAGCAGCAGCUGCUGCUGCAGCAGCAGCAGCGAGUGCAGCAGCAGCAGCUGCAGCAGCAGCAGCAGCAGCAGCAGCGAGUGCAGCAGCAACAGCUGCUGCUGCAACAGCAGCAGCACGUGCAGCAGCCGCAGCAGCAACAGCUCGAGCAGCCGCAGCAGCAGCAGCAGCAGCAGCAAAUCAGCAGCAGCAGCUUCAGCAGCAGCAGCUUCAGCAGCAGCAGCAGCAGCAGCAGCGGAGACAGCAUGACCAUCAAGAUUCCCAGGACCAGCAGCAUCGGCAGCAGCAGCAGCAGCAGCAGCAGCUGCACCAGCGGCAGCAGCAGCAGCAGCAGCAGCAGCAGCAGCAGCAGCAGCUGCACCAGCGGCAGCAGCAGCAGCAGCAGCUGCACCAGCAGCAGCAGCAGCAGCAGCUGCAGCAGCUGCACCAGCAGCAGCAGCAGCAGCUGCAGCAGCAGCAGCAGCAGCAGCAGCAGCAGCAGCAGCUGCAGCAGCAGCAGCAGCAGCAGCAGCAGCAGCAGCAGCGAGGACCGUUUGAGUUUGCUGCCGGUGUUUUCUUUGCCAAAAUGCAGCAGAGGAAAUUUGCCAGGAAAUUUGUUUUGCUGCUGCUGGAGUGUAUGUACAGGUUGCUUGUGCGAGUAUACUUAUUUCCCUGCAACGCCGGAGACGGAGGACUUUGUGGUGCGAGCAGUUGCUGA